Messenger RNA from Cylas formicarius (sweet potato weevil), 2858 nucleotides. RefSeq names its product kinase suppressor of Ras 2 (gene ksr). Bases 154 to 2829 code for a protein of 891 amino acids. Lineage: Eukaryota; Metazoa; Arthropoda; Insecta; Coleoptera; Brentidae. Gene Ontology annotation, molecular function: protein kinase activity; ATP binding. Gene Ontology annotation, biological process: protein phosphorylation. The record is from RefSeq and is a predicted model, not a curated record. The transcript is spliced from 13 exons.
ACAUGGCUGAUGACAGUCGAAACUAAGAAAUAGUUGACGCUGUCGAGUUGUACAGAAAAAAAUAAAAGUUUGUACAAUGUAAAUAAUUAGGGUAGGGAACAGCGCGUAUAUAGAUGUAAAUAUCGUUCCGAAAACUCUGCUGUGAUAAAUGUAAUGGCUAAUGACUCGUCGGAGGAAGACCUAAGGAAAAACUUGGAUAUUUUGCAAUCUAUGAUUGAUGUGUCCGCCGAAAGGCUAGAGGGGCUUCGCACGCAGUGUGCUACUAGCGCCGAAUUGACCCGUCAAGAAAUACGCACGUUAGAGGGGAAAUUGAUAAAACUCUUCUCGCAACAACUUGUUACCAAGCUAAAAUUAAGAAAUGGUAUUGAGGUACCGGUGCCUUCAGUGAAACAAUGGCUUCAAGUUGUCGGACUUGGGAAGGACAGUAUUGUUUCAUUGUCUCUCAAAAUAUCGUCGGUGGAGGAGUUGCAAGAAAAAUCCGAACACGAAUUGAAAUCACUGCUGGCGGCCAGCGCGGAAGAAGCGAGCCGACUCUGCCGGGCUCUGCACAGUUUAAAAAAGUACACCGACGUUUUGAAACGGGGCGAGUCACAAGAUGGUACCCAGGACUCGAACUUGUCUUGGGACUCGUGGGACCGCCACCACUACUUGAAAAUUAAAUCGGAACUGUCGCCGAGGGCGGCUCGAUCGCGUGCCACAAGAGCCUCAGUACCGUCCGAGGAGAAUCUCUUCAAUAACAAUAACAAACCGGCGGCCACCAUCACUUCCUCGCCGUCGGUGUCCAGUAUUAAUUCGCUGAACGCGGGCGGUGUCGUUUUGGGACCGCCCCUAACACCACCCGCAGCCGCAUCCGCCACAUUCAGUCCUCAAACGCUGCGGGGCAAAGAAAAAAAGUUUCCAACCACUCCGCCCGCGCGUAGGAAGCACUUGACAAACAACGCGCCGGCGUUAUUACCUGACUCUUUCCCGUUGACCAAAAGUAAGUCGCACGAGUCGCAGUUGGCCGCGAGCAAAGCGGAAAGCAAUACGGAACUCAACAAUAUUAGUGAGACGAAGAUGGUUGUGAAGCGGGCGAGGCUGCCCACAGAGCCCGGUCCCGAAACGAUGGGCCUGACGAGCCCAGUGCUCACGAGCCCCGUCAAGUCGCCUCCCUAUAACAGCACUGGCACCGACAGUGAUGACAGCAGCUACACAUCUAUCAGCUUGCAAGUGCCGAAAAAAAUGACGCACCAGAUCAACCACCGGUUCACGAAAACUUUCAAGUUGAUGACCUCGUGCGGACUGUGCCUACGUCCCAUCCUCGGCAUGGGACUCAAGUGCAAGGAGUGCAAGUACACGUGCCAUAGGGAGUGCGAGGAAAAGGUGGCGCCCUCUUGCGGCCUGCCGCCCGAGUACCUCGACGAGUUCAAGAAGACGGUCGAGGGUCAGGUAUUCCCGUCGCCUACGGCAUCGAGGUCAAGCAAGACGAACAACAUCAUGAACUCGCUGACGCGGGGGCGGCAUCGGAAGAACUCGCACCCCCAGCCGCCGGUAAACGUUCCGCCUCCAGAUAGCAGUUCUAACACGUCGAGCUGCAAUAGUUCGACGCCGAGCAGUCCCGCCAUUCAGACGAUGACGACGCUAUCGAGCCAGAAACAGUCCCAGUUCCAUUUUCCAGACGCGACGACGACGCAUGCCGAUCCCGCGAAAAAAACGACCACCGAAAGCCACCCGACGCAGGCGUCGGUAAAUUCGCCACGGCGCGAGCUGGUCAGCUCGCAGCAGUCGAAGGACAGCGACAGGACCGCGUCCCAAACGUCGAACAGCAACAGCACGGACUCGGACAGGACGCCCGUCCGAUUGGACAGCCAAGACAGUCAGGUGUCCGACACGGAGACUAUAUCGGACGGGCACAGGUGGCCUCGACAAAAUAGCUUGUCAAUGCGCGAAUGGGACAUUCCGUACGACGAACUGAAGGUGUCUAAACCGGUUGGCACCGGUCGCUUCGGUACCGUCUACAGGGGUUACUGGCACGGCGACGUCGCCGUCAAGCUGCUGAACGUCAGCUACCUGAAAGACGAGAAGACGUUGGAGCAGUUCAAGAUGGAGGUGUCGAUAUUUCGGAAAACGCGCCACGAGAACCUCAUCCUGUUUAUGGGCGCGUGCAUGAAACCGCCCAAGCUCGCCAUUGUGACCAGCUUCAGCAAGGGCAACACCCUGUACACGCACAUCCACCUCAGGAAGGACAAGUUCAACAUGGACCGGACGACGAUGAUCGCGCAGCAGAUUUGCCAGGGCAUGGGUUACUUGCACGCGAAGGGCAUCGUGCACAAGGACCUAAAGAGCAAAAACAUAUUCCUCGAGAACGGCAAAGUGGUGAUCGCCGAUUUCGGCCUGUUCAGCGUCACCAAGCUCUGUUUCGGUCACAGAAAAAGCGAAAGCCUCAGCAUUCCGCCGGGCUGGUUGUGCUAUCUCGCCCCCGAGAUCAUGCGUUGCCUCGACGCCCACAUCUUUGAGGAGAACGAGCUGCCGUUCAGCAAAGCCUCCGACGUGUACGCGUUCGGCACGGUUUGGUACGAGCUGCUAUGCGGCGAGUGGCCGUUCAAAGAUCAACCACCCGAAUCAGUCAUCUGGCAGGUGGGGAAGGGCAUGAAGCAACCCCUGGCGAACCUCCAGGCGUCGGGCGAGGUCAAGGACAUACUGAUGCUCUGCUGGCAGUACCGCGAGGAAAACCGGCCCGACUUUAUCCGGAUCUUGGACUUUCUGAAGAAGCUGCCCAAGAAAAAGCUCGCGCGCAGCCCUUCGCAUCCCAUACACCUGUCCAGGUCGGCGGAGUCGGUUUUCAUGUAAACGGACGCGAGGUGGGCGGGGCCGAGGCG